GCUCUGUCCCUGCCACCCCACAGCUCUGGCGGCCGCCUCCCCAAGCGGGGAUGAGUGCGCAGAGGAGGAGGAGGAUGAGCUGGAGCCGGGGCUGGAUGAGGCCGAGCCGGAACCUGACAGUGGGGCCAGGGCAGCGGGGGGACCCCGGGGGGCCGUGCUGACACGUCGGGGCAUCACUCUGCGCGUGCUGCUGCGUGACGGGCUGCUGGAAGCGGGGCGGGGGGUCCUUUCCAUCUACUACCUGGGCAAGAAGUUCGUGGGGGACCUGGGUGCGGACGGGGCCAUCACGUGGCAGGAGACGGGGCAGGUGUUCGGCUCACCCAGCGCCUGGGCCACGCACUGCAAGCGCCUGGUGAACCCUGCCAAGAAGUCGGGCUGCGGUUGGGCCUCCGUGCGCUACAAGGGGCAGCGCCUGGAUCAGUACAAGGCUGCGUGGCUGCGGCGCCACCAGCCCCACGCGCCCAGCGAUGAGGCUCUGCCCAGCGAGGGCGAGGAGGAUGAGCUGCCCGAGGAGGAAGAGGAGGAGGCUGGGGACGGCCGAACGCCCGCACCGGAGCCAGCAGCCACCAAGAGAACGGAGGAGAAGAGCAAGAAGCUGCCGGGCCGCGGCACAGCAGAGCAGGAGCCCACCCCCCUGGCGAGGAGGCCGGAGAGCAAAAGCCGGGCGCCCGUCCGCUAUUGCAUGCUGGGCACACGCGACGCAGCCAGGAACCCACAGACCCUGGUGGAGGUGACGUCCUUCGCCGCCAUUAACAAGUUCCAGCCCUUCAACGUGGCCAUCUCCAGCAACGUCCUCCUGCUGCUGGAUUUCCACAGCCACCUGACGCGCAGUGAAGUCGUGGGCUAUCUGGGAGGCCGCUGGGACACCAACACGCAGCUGCUGACGGUGCUGCGCGCGUUCCCGUGCCGGAGCCGCCUGGGCGACGCUGAGACCGCAGGUGCCGUGGAGGAGGAGAUCUGCCAGAGCCUGUUCCUGCGGGGGCUGUCGUUGGUGGGUUGGUACCACAGCCACCCCUUCGGCCCCGCGCUGCCCUCCCUGCACGACAUCGACGCGCAGAUGGAUUACCAGCUCAAACUGCAGGGCAGCGGCAACGGCUUCCAGCCCUGCCUGGCCCUCAUCUGCGGGCCCUACUAUGCUGGUAACCCCGGUGUGGAGUCCAAGAUUGCGCCCUUCUGGGUGAUGCCACCGCCUGAGCAACGGCCCAACGACUACGGCAUCCCCAUGGAUGUGGAGGUGGCCUACAUCCAGGAUGGCUUCCUCACCAACGACGUCCUGCAGGAGAUGACGCUGCUGGUGGAGUUCUACAAAGGAGCCCCGGACCUGGUGAAGUUCCAGGAGCUGUGGAGCCAGGACCAGACCUACCUGGAUAAGCUGAAGGGCUCCCUGGCCUCUCGCAGCCCCAAGGACCAGAGCUUUGCCCACAUCCUGGAGCAGAUCUACGGCCUGCUGAGGUACAGCAGCUGAGCAGGAGCUGCAAUGGGAGCAGGGGCUGCAAGCAGCACCGCAGGGACGCAGCAUCGCCCUGGGAAGCUGAAGGAAGGACCGGAGGCAGCAGCUGGGGGCACAGGGCAGCGGGGCUCCUGGGGGCCCAAGGCUCCGCAGUGUAACAGAGCACAGAGAAAUAAAGGAGGAAUCCCAGUCUCACCUCUUCCACACACACGCGGCUCUCUGCCCCACAGCUGCCCUCAGGGCCGAAAGCAGAACUUGUCUCGAUUCCACAGCCAGGCUGCCAAAGACCCCGGGAAGAAGGAAGCGUUUGUUCACCAUCAACUGCUUUUAUUGUUCUGGAAAAAUGGAAUGUUUCACUAACAGAAACUUCAAUGCCGACCAAGAACACGUUCAUAACAAAGAAAGGAAACCAAUCAGCUGAACUGAUAGAGCGUUUGGCUACGAUGUGGCAGCAGUCUCGCUUUUUCGUCAUCACAAAUUCAAGUUGCUCAAUAAAACUCACCCCCAUUGGCGUUUUGUAUUAAAAAUA
Centrocercus urophasianus (Greater sage-grouse) is the source of this 1979-nucleotide messenger RNA. It is a transcript of the gene MPND, whose product is annotated as MPN domain containing. The record is from RefSeq and is a predicted model, not a curated record. The annotation marks the transcript as partial. Gene Ontology annotation, biological process: double-strand break repair. The transcript has 12 exons. Gene Ontology annotation, molecular function: polyubiquitin modification-dependent protein binding; metallopeptidase activity. Gene Ontology annotation, cellular component: BRISC complex; BRCA1-A complex. Lineage: Eukaryota; Metazoa; Chordata; Aves; Galliformes; Phasianidae.